Messenger RNA from Salvia splendens (bonfire salvia), 3465 nucleotides. RefSeq names its product G-type lectin S-receptor-like serine/threonine-protein kinase At5g35370. NCBI's taxonomy places the organism in Eukaryota, Viridiplantae, Streptophyta, Magnoliopsida, Lamiales, Lamiaceae. Gene Ontology annotation, molecular function: protein serine/threonine kinase activity; ATP binding. The transcript has a single exon. Gene Ontology annotation, biological process: protein phosphorylation; recognition of pollen. The record is from RefSeq and is a predicted model, not a curated record. Bases 776 to 3361 code for a protein of 861 amino acids.
AGUUCAAAAUGUUGAAAAUCUAAAACCUAUUUACAUAUGUCAACUAUAUGUAAAUUAAUAGUAUAAGAAAUUGCACAAUGAUGCAAUACAAUUUUUUUUCCCAUUUUCCGUACAAGAUCUUCUAUCUUCAGACUAUUGCAUUGUUUCAUUAAUCUCACUAAUCCCAGUAGUAUGAUGCAAUGCAGAGCAUCUUUGUUCUAUUCAUAGUAUAUACUCCAUUAUUCAAAUAAAUUUCUCAUUCCAUUAUUCAGUUUGGUAAACAGUCACACAACAAGAAGACAGGUAUCAUUCAUGCCCUCUAGCUGUUUGAUGCUUUGUCUGACCGAGCUGGGAUAUUUUAAUCUUGCACUCUCUGUUAGUUUAGACCAAAAAUCUCAUCUUUUUAUGCUUCUCUCUCUCUCUGUGUCUGUCUUGAUAUUGUUAAUCACACAAGAGAUGAUACAUACAGUUCAAAGUCAGCUCAUCCCCAUUAUUGGACAGGCGGCUGAAAUAAAUACUACUAAACUAAUUAAAACUCCCCAUCUCUCUUACCGUUGACAUGCUAGCUGCAGCUUUUCUUGAUUAUUUACUCCACGUUUGCGUCACUCCUCGCCGAAAUCCCUCCAUUUUAUGCUUUUAUUCACUUCAUCUCUCCCUUUCACAUUUCUUGAUAUUAAUACUAAAACCGGUUUUAUAAGAUACACAAUGAAAAAAAUAAUCCAUAAGUCAACUCUGUGGUGGAGACAGAUGAGUUGAGUUAUGAUCUUCUUGAUUUUGAUUCUUGUGUUCAUUCAUUAUGGAUUUCUCUCUCCUCUUCCUUCUAUCUCUCCAUCUCUCUCUCGCAUCCGCCGCUCUCUUCCCGGAGUUCAUAUAUCCAAAUUUCACAGCCACAAAUCUCAAAUUCAUCGACUCCUCCGGCGCGUUCCUCGUCUCCCGGAAUGGAACGUUCAGGGCCGCCAUGUUCAACCCCGAGGCUCAGCAGCUCCGGUUCUACUUCUGCGUCAUCCACGCCGCGUCCAACGCCGUCACCUGGUCCGCCAACCGCGACGCGCCCGUGUCGAAGUCCGGGAGCCUGGUGCUAACCGGAAACGGCCUUGCCGUGGCCGACGAACAUGGGAGCGUCAAGUGGUCCACUCCGGCCUUCCGGUCUCCAGUCUCUGCCCUGCAACUGACAGAGACUGGAAACCUCGUGGUCCUUGACCAAUUCAACACGUCUCUGUGGGAAAGCUUUAACUCUCCCACAGACACGGUUGUGAUGGGACAGAGGUUGAGUAUAGGGACAACUCUCUCGAGUUCUGUCUCGGCCGACGAUCUAUCGACAAGCGGAUACAAAUUUGUCUUGACGGCUUCGGAUGCCGUUUUGCAGUGGAGGAACCUUACGUACUGGAAGAUGUCGAUGGACGUGUCGGUGUACGUGAACUCCUUCGCGACCGUCGGGUUCAUGGAGAUGAACCAGUCGGGAGUCUACCUGUCUGACCACGCCGGAUCUUCUGUCGUUGUCAGAUUGAAUCUGCCUGAGACUGGCUUCAGACUGGCCAGGAUUGACCAGUCUGGCCAGUUCUCCAUCUUAAGCUACUCGGGAGCUACUCGCAAGCAGGAUUUCGUCAUGCCUGUUGAAAAGUGUCGCGUCCCGGUUGUCUGUGGGACGAACGGAUUGUGUAGCCGUGGGGCAUCUGCAGACAGUACUGCCUGCACAUGCCCCACAGGCUUCCGAGCAACUCCAAAUAAUUCGACCUUUUGCGUUCCAUCUGAUAGUGCUUACUCCUUACCUGUUUCCUGCGGCCAGUCUGAACGGUCGGAGAGUUUGAAUUCUUCGAAUUCGAACUACUUGCAGCUCGCCUAUGGUGUAGACUACUUUGCGAAUGAGUUUGUCGCGCCUCAGAAUUACGGGGUGGAUGUGUCUCAGUGUCGAAACCUCUGUUCACAAGAUUGUUCUUGCUUGGGAUUCUUCUUCGAGAACUCUUCCGGUUCGUGUUACAGGCUUGAAGACGCGGUCGGAUCAGUGAUGAUGAGGGCCUCGAGCAGUCGCGUGGGAUUCAUCAAAGUCGUUGUGCAGUCUGCACCGUCGGGUUUCGGUGGUUCGGACGAAGAAGAGGGGCUGCCUUUAGCUGCUGUGGUGCUACUGCCUACUAGUGGACUCCUUGUGUUGUUUGUUAUUGGAAUUCUUCUAUGUCGAAAGUAUAAGAAAAACGACGUCGAAUUUGUGAAUAGUCUGAAGAACUAUUCGAAGUCCAUGUCGUUCGAUGAUCUCGAAUUCUCCAUCCCUGGUCUACCCCUGAGGUUCGACUACGAGGAGAUCGAACGAGCAACAGAGAAUUUCAAGACGACAAUAGGAACCGGCGGGUUCGGAACGGUAUACAAAGGCAUGCUUAAAGACAAAUCACUUGUUGCUGUUAAGAGGAUCACUAAUUUGGGAGUGAGAGGUAAGAGUGAUUUCUGCACUGAGAUUGGUGUGAUUGGAAGCAUUCAUCAUCUCAAUUUGGUGAAGUUGAGAGGCUAUUGUGCUCAAAGGAGGCAAUGGCUCUUGGUGUACGAGUACAUGAACCGCGGCUCGCUCGACAAGACCCUGUUUGGGAAUGGCCCACCUCUCGAGUGGGAGGAGCGGGUUGAGAUUGCGCUCGGGGCUGCGCGGGGGCUCGCCUACUUGCACAGUGGGUGCGAGCACAAGAUCAUUCAUUGCGACGUGAAGCCGGAGAACAUACUCCUGCACGACCAAAAUCAGGCGAAACUGUCUGAUUUUGGCCUGGCCAAGCUUCUCAGUCGUGAAGACUCCAGUCUCUUCACGACCAUGAGAGGCACUCGGGGCUACCUGGCGCCCGAGUGGCUCACAAGCUCCACAGUCUCAGACAAGACUGAUGUGUAUAGUUACGGGAUGGUGCUACUAGAAAUUGUUAGCGGAAGGAAAAACUGUAUGACGAGGGCGAGGAGCCACAGCCUCGACGAGGACAGCUCCUCCCAAGGAACCGCACCAUGCGAGUUCGUUUACUUCCCGCUCUACGCAUUGGAGAUGCACGAGCAGGGGAGGUAUUCGGAGCUGGUCGACCCGAGAUUAGUUGGUAGAGUGACGAGCCAGGACGUGGAGAAGUUGGUGCGCGUGGCGUUGUGUUGUGUUCAGGAGGAGCCAGGGCUGAGGCCGUCCAUGACGAGCGUGGUUGGUAUGCUCGAAGGGAAAACACCGCUGGGCGCCGUUGCAAUCGAGGCGCUAAACUUUUUGCGAUUCUACGGCCGGAGGUUCGUCGAGUCGUCCGUUGCACCGGAAUCCGGAGGGCUUAGUGAGGUUAUGGUGUUUCCAGAUGCAAAUGUUUCACAUGGUAGCAAUGUAUCUAUGUCUACUGCAGCUUUUUCUGUCAUCUCAUCCCAGAAUAUCUCUGGUCCAAGAUAAAGAAUAUAGCUUACAAAUUUAUAUUUGUUAUUUACAUUUCUAAGAUGUAAAUUUGUAUCUUGUUGCAUAUAGUACAUUUAUAAGAGAGUAUUAUUUUUGUGUGA